AUGAGCAAAAUGGUUCUUAUAUUUGUUUUUUUGGAACUAAUCCAGACACUUGCUUUUGAGAACAAGCAAUUUAUCACUCUGUUUGUAACAUACAAGUGUUCUGCUUUGAUGAAUGCACUUGACACUAUUUUCUCAGAAAACAAGAAGCUUUUGUGCUACUCGCAUAUGCUGAACAGUGUGAAAAAAGCUUUCUCUGAGAAAACAAACUUCAUUGCCAAGAAAAAAGAGCUUAUGAAUUAUGUAAGCCGCACGAUCCAUAGUAGAACUAAGAUGAAGUUCAACUUGGCUCUCCUAAAGAUCAACAAUGCUUGUACUAGACUAGAAAUAGAUGAUAACAAGGCCAGAGCGCUGGCAUAA
Messenger RNA from Phycomyces blakesleeanus NRRL 1555(-), 357 nucleotides. RefSeq lists its product as hypothetical. The transcript has a single exon. Lineage: Eukaryota; Fungi; Mucoromycota; Mucoromycetes; Mucorales; Phycomycetaceae. The record is from RefSeq and is a predicted model, not a curated record. The coding region runs from base 1 to 357 and encodes 118 amino acids.